This is a messenger RNA of Chlamydomonas reinhardtii, 3223 nucleotides long. RefSeq lists its product as uncharacterized. The transcript is spliced from 14 exons. The record is from RefSeq and is a predicted model, not a curated record. The coding region runs from base 673 to 2130 and encodes 485 amino acids. Gene Ontology annotation, biological process: nicotinamide riboside biosynthetic process; nucleotide metabolic process; inosine salvage. Gene Ontology annotation, molecular function: magnesium ion binding. Lineage: Eukaryota; Viridiplantae; Chlorophyta; Chlorophyceae; Chlamydomonadales; Chlamydomonadaceae.
GACGUCGCUUCCUGGCUUCCUUCUGCUUCACAACUUGACAAUUCUUCAACGGCGCACCAGGGGCCCCGUUGACCCGGGGGACUGUUUUCUGCUGCCUCCGCGACGCGGCCGUGUUGUUUUCGCGGUUGCGACAGUCAAAUCCUAUACCAGUAAUCUUGUGCUUCAGCAAGCGCACUCCGGUAACGCGUAUCGGCCCGCGCGCAAACAACCCUUGCGACUUUGUUUCCUGGUUGGCAGCAGCCUAGUGCAUGCUCUGAAGUCCGCAAUAGCCAUCAGGUAAAAUGUAUGUUACGUGUAGCGGCCCAUCCACCUAGUCGAAUUAACAGGGGAAUUGUGCGGCAGCAAUGUGCACUCUGAGCACGUUUCACGCCCCGCCACAUCUCGCGUAGGCGCGACGCUCGCCUGUUUCGACGCGUGCUUCAAUAUAGAAAGUCGACUACCUGUUUCUGCCCUUGCUGCGUCUAGGAGAACUCCUACAGCUUUUACAAACGACUUUGCGCAACACCGCGUGGUGCGCCACGCAACGCCUCGACGAGCCGGAUUCAAUCCGUCGUUACUCUUACAUCCUCAAUUACAUUAAGCAUUACAGUUCAAGGCACCUCGUCUGUGUGGCCGCCUUCGUCUGUCCAUGCCCCACGCCCAAACAGCCUGAAAGUCGCGGCUAAUAGUCCAAUGCUUCAUCGUGCUCACGCCAAGGCGACUCGCGUCAAUUCAGGGCGGCAGUGUGCAGCGGAGCGGUCCUGCGUGCCACGGAGAGUUCUGCCGGCGCACCGCGUUCGCGAUGUCGCACUAGCAAGCGCUGCGCCGGCCGCAACUGGCGCUGCAUCGCAAGCCGCUCCCGUUCCGGCUGCAGCAGCUAAUGGAGCCCCGGCACUCAUCCCGGUCACGGGAGGCCCCGUGGCGGAGGUUAACAUAGAAGGCGGGCUGCGGGGCUACUGGGAGCUUCUGAACACCGCCGAGAGUGGCGAGGUGUUCAGCCAGAGGGCGAGGUCGGCCAGCGACGCGGCGGUGCUGCGGCGGAAAGGCCACCUCAAGGAGCAGGACCGGCUAAUUGACUUCAUGCGGCGAAUGCACGAGACGCACACGUGCGAGGAGGUCAUGCUGAAGAUGGAGCGGUGGAUUGCGGAGCACCGACAGGACCCCAAACGCUCGCGGCUGCGGCGGCUCAUUCCGGGCAUUGGUAUCUUCUUCACACCGCUCAAGCUGGUGGAGGCGUUCCGCGAGUACGACGCUUUCUUCGCGCUCAGCCGCCGCAAAUACAUCCCGCCCAACUUCGCCGAGCUCCGGCACGUGGUCAACAUCGCGCAGGUGCACGCCAGCGCCGACUCGCUCAAGCUGAUCACCUUUGACGCGGACGGCACUCUGUACGCGGACGGCGCGCACAUGGAGCAGGACAACCAGAUGAUCGCGCACAUCAUUAACCUGAUGAGGAGCAACGUGCAGGUGGCGAUUGUGACGGCCGCCGGCUACCCAGGCGAGCCGGAGAAGUUUGAGAAGCGCGUGAUGGGCCUGCUUGAGGCCUUCCGCAAACUCAAGCUCAGCCCCGAGGUCACCAGCAGGUUCCACAUCAUGGGCGGCGAGUGCAACUACCUGCUGCGGGUGCGGCCCGACGACAAGCGGCUGGAGUUCGUGCCCGACAACGAGUGGAAGACAGCCACCAUGAAGAGCUGGAAGGAGGAGGACAUUGUGGCGCUGCUGGAUGAGGGCGAGGCCAUGCUGCAGGAGGGCGCCAAGCGGCUGAACCUGGCAGUCAACAUCAUCCGCAAGAACCGGGCGGUGGGCAUUGUGCCCACACAGCCCACCAUCUACGAGGUUCUCGAGGACAUCGCGCUCACCAUCCAGACGCAACUGGUCGCAAAGGUGCCCUUCUGCGCCUUCAACGGCGGCAACGACGUGUUCGUGGACGUGGGCAACAAGCUGCUGGGGCUGGAGGCGCUGAUGCGCUACCUGCAGGUGGCGCCGCCCGAGGUGCUGCACGUGGGCGACCGCUUCACUGACUCGGGCAACGACGUCGCCACGCGCGACAUCUGCUCGGUGCUGUGGGUGGCAAACCCCGAGGAGACGGGCUUCUUCAUCAAGAUGUUGCUGAAGGACAUUCGCAAGAGCCGCUGGCAGCCCUACAUCGAGUAGAGAUGGGAGCGGUUCAUCUUGCAGAUCUCAGGGGGGCUUUCAGGCAUACUCGCAAGAGUUACUGGCAGCCUUACAUCGGGUAGAGGGGGCCGGGCGCCUGGGCGGGCGACCGGGCGAGUGGAAGCAGGGAGGCAGGGUCAGAUGCAGGGCGGGAGGGCGGAAGCAGGGCGGGAGGGCGAAAGCAAGGAGGAAGGUGAAGGAGCACAGAGGAGGGAGGGAGGAGGUUGACGACGACAGUCCCAGUGCGGCUGUGUCGCAAAGGUAGUGCAAGGGGGCGAGACAGGCUGGGGGAAGGGGUUACCAGGACCAAACCACGAGUGCGCUGGGCUGCGCUGGGCAAAGGGGUUAGGGGAAGGGGAGGGGCGUUGAGGCGGGCUGAAGCUUGCGUGCGCGCAAACAUGGUAAGCCGGCCGGUGCAAGCUGGUGGCCCCGCUCAGCUUUGUGGUCUGUGUGCGAUCAAGUAAUCGUAUGUUUCUUCGCUGCGUAUGUGUGGCCGCUGUGGAUAUUGCUUGCUCGGUGAACGGCGAAGUGUUGCGAUGGUGUGAUGCGUUGGCAACGGCUUUGGCUUUGUGCAUUGUGUUGCAGUUGGGGCUGGGGGCGAGGGGCGCCGCAGCCGUGCCGUUUGCCGCGGCGUUGGCAGCUCGUGGUCUCGAUGUGCGCGCCCGCUCCCUUGCGCAGCAGGGUCGGGAUGAAUGGUGGAAGGCAAUACAAAAGAAGUUGGGAGAAUGGAUGGACAGAUGCGCGUAAACCGUACGUGUGCAUGUACGCACAUGCAGGCGGUGUGGAGGGCAUCUCCAGCAGCUGGGUGUGCUGCUCGGGCUCGUACUGGUGUCCUCGUUGCGUUUGCGUGGCUGUAUGGUGGAGGUGCGCAAACGCUGUAGUAACCCCGCAGGCUAAGGGCAGGGGAUGGUCGCCGCGGGUUGUGGUACUGAACUGUUGAUAAGGCAUCAUGCAAGCCUCUCGGGUGAAGGGCCUAGCCAUGACGGCCCAGGGUGUGUGAUGGGACAGGGUUCAGGCAGGUUGGCGAGGUCCCAUAGGGUGCAGCUGACGCCCGUAUGACGGCCCAGGGUGGGGGUUGUAAAUACCAGCCCAA